AUGGUGGAGCGGGUAGCUGGGGCUGAAACAAGGAGAUACGGUGUAUUUGCGGUUUGCGGGGUGGCGGCCAAGACAUGCGCGCUGUGCGGCACGGCUGUGGCCAAGGAGGUGAGCAAGAAGAAGUACGACGGAGGGUGGUAUCACAGGACGUGCUUUGUGUGCUCGGUCUGCGGUAAGGGUCCAUCCAAGAAGGCUAUGCGUGUCUCGGGCGGUGCCUUUUUCUGCAAACGCCAUCUCAAGGCUCAUCUCAAGGCUAAUCCCGACGCAGUCGACGAGACCAAGCCAUGGGAGGAGCUAGCCCCGGCGCCGGCAUCAUCGUCGGCUAACGGAGCCAGCGGCGCCCACGGAAAGAAGAAGGCCAAAAAGGGCAAGUCGGAGGGUGAGGCUGCCGCGGAUGCUGCUGCUGCUGCGCCCGACGCUGCAGGCUGCGAGCCUGUUGUCUGUGGCUGGCUGACCAAGCAAGGCCAUCUGCGGAAGAGCUGGAGGCGGCGGUGGUUUGUGCUUGCGGCCGACUCGGAGCUCUCGUAUUAUGCCGAGGACGACGGCACCGCUGCGCCCAAGGGAAGCUUCAACAUCGCCGAGGGAGCCACACUUGCUGCCGCCGAGAUCAAGAACCACCCGCACGCGUUCAAACUGACGUCUGCUGAGGGCAAGGCUUUCCUCAUCUCUGCCGACUCUGCCGAAGAGUAUGACAAGUGGAUUGCUGCGCUCAAUGACAAGUGGAUUGCUGCGCUCAACGAGCACUGCGCAUCGUCGACCAUUAAUGAUCCGGCUGAGCCCGCCACUCCGUCCGACGCGAGUGGAGACGACGACGAUGCCGAGCCCGAACCCGAGUCUGAGGUCGCAGCCGAGCCCGAGCCCCAACCUGCAGCCGAGCCCGAGUCUGAGGCCGCAGCUGCACCUGAGCCCGAGUCUGAGGCCGCAGCUGCACUCGAGCCCGAGCCCGAGGCCACAGCCGAGCUGGAGCCUCAAGCUGCAGCCGAGCCUGAAGUCGCAACCGAGCCCAAGCCCACCCUCAAACCCGAGGCUGCACCGGCAAUUACGACGACGGCCGUGUCCGAGUCAGACUCUUCGUCAGACGACGAGUCGGAUGACGAUUACGCCAUCGGGCAGGUGCUCGACGUGCGGAUCAAGCAGUCCCGACUGCAGUACCUGGUGACCUUCAAGGGCUUUCCGGACCAGCCUCCGUUUUGGGAGUUUGCCGACGACCUUGACGCCGAAGACGCCAUCCGGCACUUUAACCUUCGCGUCUCGUCCGACUACAAGCGGCGGCGAUCAUCGGUCUCGAUGUCCAUCGACGACUGGGAGAUGCUCGGUGAGCUGGGCCGCGGUGCCUUUGGGCGGGUCGACCUCGCCAAGAAGCGUGACGACCGGUCAUCCAAGCCAAACCUUUACGCCAUCAAGACCAUUUCCAAGAAGAGCAUCGUCGAUAAGGACGAGCUCGAGCACACCCAGACCGAGGCCGUCGUCCUGCGGACGUUGCGCCAUCCCGCGCUUGUUCGCAUGCACCUCGCUUUCCAGACGGCAGCAGACCUGCACUUUGUCAUGGAGUACGUCGAGGGUGGCGAUCUUGUUGACCACUGGAAGGCAGCCGGCAAGUUUGACGAGGCGAGCACGCAGUUCUACGCCGCAGAGGUUCUUGCCGGCCUCGAUCACCUCCACCAGCACGGCAUCAUCCACCGCGACGUCAAGCUGGAGAACCUCCUGCUCGACUCCUCGGGUCACGUCAAGAUCUGCGACUUUGGGCUGGCCAAGGGCGGACUUGCUGGAGGACAGACAACCCGCACUCUCUGCGGCACCUUUUCAUGCCUUGCUCCCGAGGUUGUGCUCGGUGAGGCCUACGGCCAGGCUGUCGACAUCUGGGGUCUUGGCGUCGUCAUGUACCAGAUGAUCACCGGCGAGCUGCCGUUCCCGGCCUCGGACCGUAAUGAGCUCUUCAACGAGAUCCUCAACAACGAGGUGAGCCUGCCUGACGAUGUGUCGCCGGCGGCGGCCGACCUCAUUGUGCACGCUCUCCCGCCGCCGCUUGUCCCGCCCAAGGCAUCGGCCAAAGCGCGCCGACCGUCGAUUGGUCUCGACACCGGCAACGAGACCGGUGAUCUGCCCGAGGGCAUGGAUGUGGUCUUCAAGAAGCUGCGGUUCACCUUUGCUGCCGACGACUUUGACAAGAUGGGCUGGACAGCUGAUGUGACCGACAACCUGUAA
Thecamonas trahens ATCC 50062 is the source of this 2205-nucleotide messenger RNA. RefSeq names its product AGC/AKT protein kinase. The record is from RefSeq and is a predicted model, not a curated record. The transcript is spliced from 2 exons. The coding region runs from base 1 to 2205 and encodes 734 amino acids. Gene Ontology annotation, molecular function: protein serine/threonine kinase activity; ATP binding. Gene Ontology annotation, biological process: protein phosphorylation. Lineage: Eukaryota; Apusomonadida; Apusomonadidae.